Drosophila subobscura is the source of this 1702-nucleotide messenger RNA. It is a transcript of the gene Fgop2, whose product is annotated as FGFR1 oncogene partner 2 homolog. The record is from RefSeq and is a predicted model, not a curated record. The coding region runs from base 237 to 1217 and encodes 326 amino acids. The transcript is spliced from 2 exons. NCBI's taxonomy places the organism in Eukaryota, Metazoa, Arthropoda, Insecta, Diptera, Drosophilidae.
ACCAAAACCCGAUAAACUAAAUUCUCAGCUGUCAGCCAAUAAUUAGGUCGUCGUCAAAAUUUCUAUUAGUAGCAUUGUACAUAUUUUGGCUAAAAAAAAGAAACAAACAAUUAGUUUGAGCCAAGACGAAGGUGUGCUAAAUUAAAAGCGAACGAGAAGCAGGAGCCAGCAGCAAGGCCUGGCCCAAAACAAAAGAAAUUUAUAAAAUUGCAGUUGGAUUUGAAACGGGCCGCAACAUGUCAAAUCUAUCAGUGGGACAGAUGAUAAUGGACGCACAGCGUAUGGCUAGCCGUGUCAAAGACUUGGAUGCCCUGGGGACAGCUCUGCUGGAGGAGGCGGAGACGAACCAUCGGCUGGUGGUGAGCCUGCGGGAAUACCAGGACGACAUUGAGACUCUCAAUCGGAUCUCAAACAACAAGACGAACGCGGACAUGGUGAAUCGCAUACAGCAGCAAAACAUCAACAGCUCGGAGAUACUCAAAGAGAAUCGCGAGCUGAAAAUCUGCAUCGAAGACUACGAGCGGGCCAUGGAACUGAUGAUGCAAAAGUACCGCGAACACACAGUGACCAAGGUGCUGGACAGUAAAAUAAACUUCAAGGAGCUGUACAACGAGCGCCUGUGGCAGGUGAUCCGAGAUCAGCGCGAGAAAAUCAACGAAAUGGCCGCCGUGAUGCAGCGGGCGGCCACCGUGGACGAUGAGGUCGUGCAACGGGAACUGCAGACCAUAUCGCAGCUGCGUAUGGAGAACGAAUCAUUGCGGGAGCUGCUCCAGAUCUCCAAGCAGUAUGGCUCGGCACAGCGACCCAUUCGUGAAAACGACCACCUGCUCGAGGAGAAGUCGGUGCAAACGGACUGCCUGGCAGACGAUUCGGCCGAUGAUCUGUCCCUUUCGGGUGCUUCGGUGGAGAAUGUGAACAACAAUUCGGUCAUACAGCUGUACAGCAGUCCGGAGCCGGCGAAGAAUACAUCCAACAAUAGCAACAGUUCAUUCAACACUGCCCCAGCUCAGAGUCAGCCACAGCCACAGCAACAGGCACAGGCACAGCCUUCGCCCACAGUAGUGGUGGAAGCACCAGAGCAAACGGAAACCAAUGAGAAUAACAACGGACCUGCAGCUAAUACAGCCAGUACUGUACCAGCCGUAACGACGCCAAAUGAUGCUGGCGAGGAGCAGGCCACUGCCUCGGCUGCUGUUGUAGCCACCCGCGCAACAUGAUAGGUGCUAUUACCACGCACCACCUGCCUGGUUGUCAUUCUGGUCGCUCGUCAAUCUCCAUUGUUACUUCAUACACACUUCAUUUCGAUCGCUGCGCUGCUGUUGCAUCCUAUUGUACCCUCCACACUCACUCACGCCCCAACACUUCCCUCUCAUACACACACACACCAGCUCACACAUGCAGUAUAUAUAUACAAAAAAAAUAUGAAUGGGAUUUCACCUGCAUUAGCUCUUAGCGAUUGAUAAUCUCUAAGUAUUUAUACAACAAAAUAUUACAACAUAAUGUCUAUACACGAAUGUAAACAAAGCAAAAACAUGAAGUUCAUCAUUAAAAUAACAACAAGAACACACCACACCAUACUCAUCGUACUCACACACAAAAACGAAUGUACUCUGUCGAUUUUAUGAUUUCGAAAAUAAAUUCCAUUACAACUGAAGGAUCUGCUGCCCAAGAUGUGCGUGGCAUGGAUCAGUAACAUAUUGAA